Molecule: messenger RNA, 936 nt
Organism: Bolinopsis microptera
Lineage: Eukaryota; Metazoa; Ctenophora; Tentaculata; Lobata; Bolinopsidae
Exons: 5
Coding region: 12-539 (175 amino acids)
Source: RefSeq, a predicted model, not a curated record
AUUUAAGUAAAAUGACAGUCGGUGCUUCUAACUUGGGAUUUAUUUCUUGUGCGAUCUGUUUCUUUGGAAUACUAUCUCUCGGUAGUAGCUAUCUACAAUGUUACAAAUGUGACAAGGACGCAACACAAACAGGUGACUGUACGAGCAACAUGUGCACAGGAAAAUGCGCUACAAUCACCUACAGUACUUCAGUUGAGGGGGGAACCGUGGACACUACAGAACUCAGAAUGUGUGUUCCUAACAGCUUUUCUAAUGAGGAUUUGUGCAAGAGUAGGAAACCAGUUUCUAUAUCUGGAACCGCAUGCAAAGAUGUAAAUGAAGAUUGCACGUGCAUGGUGACAAGAUGCUCAACUGACAAGUGUAAUGGAAUGUUCGCUCAAGUUUACAAGACGAUAACAAAAGAGCCGAUGGCUAUAUUCGAGGAAGAGGACAGUGAUGUGCAGAUCUCACGUGACACACAGACGGAUAAUUCAGCCUCAGGAGGCUCAGUAACCCACGUGUCAAUGGUACUCCUCGCUAUCACGUUAAUCUUGAGGUGAGACUAAUAACACGUGACAUACAGUCAGAUCUUCUCUUAAAAGCUUAAAGAAGAAGAUGUGACUGUGAAAUAGAUCUAGAUGGACAGAUAAUCAAUCACCUGAGAACCGAAAUAAGAAUCAUACAUGACUUAUCAGUGAAGUGCAAAUGAAGAAAGGACAGUGUGAUUUUGGAUGUACGCCAAGAUAACUAAAAGAACCACUUCAAAAUGUAUUCUAUCCACGCAAAAUAGAUGCUUGCAAUGAUGAUCAUUAUUGACUGAAUGUGUACUGUGCCCAUAUUUUAUGGUUAUUUUAAGUACUUUUGUGACCAAAACAGUUCAAGUUAAAAUAAAUAUUAGAAGUUAAUAUUAAAUCUUUAAAUGUAAUUUCUUUUAAAGAUUGGUUUGUUAUCUACUUA